UCAUAUUCAUUCUUUGCUUCUUCCUUUUAUAUAUCACGAGAUCCCCAUCUUCUUCUUCUUUUCUCUUUCUCUUUCUCUUUCUCUCUCUAUUAAUUCAUGUACUGUUACCGACUUUUCUCCUUCUAUGUCCUUCCGUUAAAGUUUCCAUUUUUAUAGCUUUUUCAGACAUCCUACUUGCUAUCCCCACAACCACCCAGCUUUUGCUCCAACGAAUUUCUUCAUUUUUAGCAAUGGAGCAUGUUGGGAAGCCGUUUGAUGAAAUGGGUCUUCAGUCACUUCCCAAUGUACUUGAAAACUCAUGUUCUCUUGAGCAGAACAAGCCUGAUUUCAAAGAACUCGAUCUGGGUUCUGCGACUUCAAUCUCCGGAAGCGGUGGUGGUGUGCGUGGAGCUGAGAAAGACCCAUUACGUAGAAGAUCUAAUAGAUCUCAUUCCGGUGAGCUAAAUGCGAGUAGUAUCCCCGCCAAUACUACCCCGGAAAAGCUUCGAUCUGGCUCUGGUGAGUUGAAUCGGAGGGGUGGUCAUCGGAGAGCGUAUUCCACUGGAGCUCCGUUGAUAUAUUCGGGUAGUGGAACCAUCCACUUUACUGGAAGUCCUGCCACCACUACUAGCACUAGCAGCACCACCACUACCACCAACAGUGGUGGCAGCGGCGGUGGUGGCAAUGUAAGUUCAGUAAAUUCUCCCAAUACAAACUUAUACCCAACUGGCAACAUCUGCCCAUCAGGUAAAAUCCUUAAAUCUAAUAUGAAUUCUCGUACACCGACAACCCGACCCGAAAUUGGGGUUGGGUAUGGGUACUGGCAAUUACGGCCAUGGAAGUAUAAUCAAAGGUGGGGGAAGAUCGGUUGAAUCAAAUGGAGAAAUCGGGAUAAUUUUAAAGAAGGCAAUGAUUAGUCAUGAUGUUGAAGAAGUGAAAAACGCUGGAAAUGAGUUGUACAAAAGAGGCAAUUUCACAGACGCUUUAUCUUUAUACGAUCGUGCCAUUACCAUCUCGCCGGAAAAUGCAGCUUGCCGGAGCAAUAGGGCGGCAGCAUUGACUAUGUUGGGGAGGUUUGGGGAGGCGGUUAGAGAAUGUGAGGAGGCUGUGCGGUUGAACCCUGGUUAUCAAAGAGCUCAUCAAAGAUUAGCUUCUCUUUAUCUCCGGCUAGGCUACAUCGAACGCGCCUAUCACCACCUUUCUCAUAGUCAACAAAACGACAUAACCGAGUUACAAAAAUUACAAACUUUGGAAAAACAUAUUAAUAGAUGCGCGGAUGCCCGAAAGAUUGGUGAUUGGAAAGGAGCACUUCGGGAAUGUGAAGCCGCCAUGUUAACCGGAGCAGUGUCGUCUCCACACAUAAUCGCGUGCAAGGCGGAGGCGUUUUUGAAACUCCAUCAACUUGAGGAUGCCGAUUCUACCCUUUCUGAGUUACCAAAAUUAGACCCUUUCCCCUCUUCAUGUGCUAAAGUCAAGUUUUCCGGAAUGUUCUCGGAAGCAUAUGUGCUUUACAUCCGAGCUCAUGUUGACAUGGCAUUUGGAAGGUUUGAAACUGCAGUUGCAUUUGUGGAUAAGGCUGGUUUGAUUGAUUUUGGAAACACGGAAGUUUCGAUGUUAAUAAAAAAUGUGAAAUUAGUAAACCGAGCUCGUACACGUGGCAAAGAUCUUUUCAACUCGGGGAGAUUCACCGAGGCAUGUGUUGCAUAUGGUGAAGGGCUCAAAUACAACUUGUCAAACUCGGUUCUUUAUUGUAAUAGGGCGGUUUGUUGGUCGAAGCUUGGGUUGUGGGAGAAGUCUAUAGAGGAUUGUAAUCUUGCCCUUAACUUCCAGCCAAAUUACACAAAAGCCCUUUUGAGGAGAGCCGCCUCAUAUGCAAAGCUUGAGCGUUGGGGUGAAGCAGUGAGAGACUAUGAAAUUUUGACGAAAGAACUUCCGGGAGAUAAUGAGGUUGCGGAAUCACUAUCACGAGCUCAAGAGGCAUUAAGAUUGACCCGAGGGGAACCUUCGGGUAUCGAUCGCAUUAGAGCUUCAACACAUUCAUGUGAGCCUCAAACUAGCAAUAUCAAGAGUCGCAACCAUUAAGCAUUUUGACACACAUGGCAAAUCUUGUGACACGUCAUAUGCCGAUUUGGUGAUUCUUGUGAAAUCGAGCUAAGUUUACGCCCGCAUGGCAAUAUUCGAUUCUUGACUACCAAUGUUCUCAAGCACAAGUGCAGCAGUACAGUUUGAUGAACAUGUGCCACGUGUACUUCUUUCAAAGUUUCAAGUACCUUCCCUUCAUUUCACCAAGGGAGAAAAGAGGAGAGUUUACUUGAGAUAAAUUCAUAUAUAAUAAGAUUUUAUUUAUUUUCGUACAAAUUAUUGUGGGAACAUUGAAUAUUGUUGAUUCCAUUCCAUUUCAUUUUAUUUUUUAAUAUUUAUUUUGGUUUUCCCCUUUUAUGGGGAAAAUUUAAAUUCUGUAAUACCCUUGUAAGAUCCGAAACUUUCUUUUUUUAUUUUACUUCCACAUUAUAUUAUACCCCUUUAUAUGGUA
Lactuca virosa is the source of this 2512-nucleotide messenger RNA. Lineage: Eukaryota; Viridiplantae; Streptophyta; Magnoliopsida; Asterales; Asteraceae. The record is from the annotation of a GenBank genome assembly.